Molecule: messenger RNA, 949 nt
Organism: Loxodonta africana (African savanna elephant)
Lineage: Eukaryota; Metazoa; Chordata; Mammalia; Proboscidea; Elephantidae
Gene: CNPY2
Product: canopy FGF signaling regulator 2
Exons: 6
Coding region: 251-799 (182 amino acids)
Cellular component (GO): endoplasmic reticulum
Source: RefSeq, a predicted model, not a curated record
GGCAGCACACCGGAGCCCUGCUUAGGCGCGCAGUUAGUGUGCGGGGAGCUGGGUCAGGCAGCCGCCGCGGCACCGCGUGCCUGGAAAGCGCUUUAGCACUCUGGAGAAGCCGGGACAGCUCCUCUCCCCCCGCAGCCAGGUGCUAGAGUCGAAGCCGGCGAGGCUACGGUGGGAGUCCGGCGGUCUUCCAGCACCUGGGCCACGGCGGCGGCCCUGGGAGCAGAGGUGGAGCGACCCAGUGACUCUGAAGAUGAAAGGCUGGGUUUGGCUGGCCCUUCUUCUGGGGUCCCUGCUGGGAACUGCAUGGGCUCGGAGGAGCCAGGAUCUACACUGUGGAGCUUGCAGGGCUCUGGUGGAUGAACUGGAGUGGGAAAUUGCUCAGGUGGAUCCCAAGAAGACCAUUCAGAUGGGGUCUUUCCGGAUCAAUCCAGAUGGCAGCCAGUCAGUGGUGGAGGUGCCUUAUGCCCGCUCAGAGGCCCACCUCACAGAGCUGCUAGAAGAGGUGUGUGACCGAAUGAAGGAAUACGGGGAACAGAUUGACCCUUCCACCCACCGCAAGAACUACGUACGUGUAGUGGGCCGGAGUGGAGAAUCCAGUGAGCUGGACCUACAGGGCAUCCGAAUUGAUUCAGACAUCAGUGGCACCCUCAAGUUUGCGUGUGAGAGCAUCGUGGAGGAAUAUGAGGAUGAGCUUAUUGAAUUCUUUUCCCGAGAGGCUGACAAUGUUAAAGACAAACUUUGUAGUAAGCGAACAGAUCUAUGCGACCAUGCCCUGCACAUAUCUCAUGAUGAGCUAUGAACCACUGGAGCGACUCAGAUGGACAGGCUUGAUGGAUCACCCCCAGGAGGGGAAGAGCGUGGCAAUAUCUUUUAUAUUAUGUUUUUACUGAAAUGAACUGGAAAAACAUGAAACCAAAAGUAUAAACUGUCUUGUCUUUUCAUGCCUGAA